GGUCCCAAUUCAAUGCGCUGAGAGAAUUCGAAGAAGAUGACAGAAGUCGAUAUCACGUGAUAGAAAAAUAAAAUAGAAGUAAUAGAAAACUCAUUUCAUUAGAUAGAUAUUUAAUUAAAGUGUUGUUAUUAAGUGCAAUUAUAUAAUUUAAUUACUGAUUUUAGUCACAUCGGAUAUUAUAGUUCAAUUAUGGAUCAUCAAAGACGCUUCCUUUUAUAUUUGUCAAUAUUAAUCGCAGUAUGGCUGAGAAUACCACUAACAUAUGCACAAAAUAUGAGUUCCGAGGUCGGCUUGCCACCUCAUUCGCCGCUAACACGAACGAACGUAACGACAUACGCCUGGAGCGCAUGGGGCGCGUGGAGCUCCUGCUCGCGGACCUGCGGCGGCGGAGUCGCCGUGCAGGAGAGGCACUGUCUUCCAAGGGAUCCUACUAGAUGGCGACGCAGUAGAAAGAGAAGGAAGCUGGUUAGGAGCGCGGAAAGAAUACGUCGAACACGUAACGCGAGCGCUGCCAGCGUUCCUGACUGUCCGGGGCUUGCGCGUCGCUACCACGAAUGCAACACAACACCUUGUCCUGGUCCAGUCCGUGAUCCCCGGACUGAACAGUGCGCGGUUUACGAUCGCAGACCAUUCCGUGGGAGAUUUUACACCUGGGUACCCUAUGUGGACGGUAAUGCGCCGUGUAUACUCAACUGCCGUCCGCGCGGGCAACAAUUCUACGCUUCGUUAGCUUUGGUCGCCGACGGCACUCCUUGCACGAAACCAGGAUAUCGCGCUAUUUGUGUACAAGGUUCUUGUAAGGUGGUAGGCCGCGAGGGUGUGCUGGCAACGACGGCUAACCGCGACAUGCAAUGCGGUCGACGCCUCGUGUCCGGACUUUUCUCUCGGCCUCGCCUGCCCCUGGGCUACUCUUAUGUGACGACCAUACCGCGUGGCGCCUGCAGACUCAACGUCUCAGAAAUCGUCACCAGCGAGAAUUACAUCGCACUAAGAGUAUCCAAUGGCUCGUAUAUCAUGAAUGGCGAAUUUGCUGUCAGCGCUCCAGGCACUUAUGAGGCAGCUGGCGCACGAUUUAUUUACUCUAGAUCUUCUGGUCUGGACAAAAUAUUUGCGAUGGGACCUAUUCACCACCCUGUUGAUAUUAUGGUCCUAUAUACUCAACCCAAUCCGAACAUAAAAUACGAAUACCUUACGGAUUCAUUGCCAGAUGAAACUAGUAACGAUAUUCCAACUUCGAACAGUGAACCUGAGCAAACUCAUCAUCAAAUUCAAAGACACCAUAGACACCACAAUGCCGAAUCUCACACGAGAGCCUUAGAAAAAUCAGGCCCAUCCCUGUCGAAGCAACCAGAAUUUAGCUCUGUUGAAAAUCAGUAUCAAUUAGACACUAACGUUAUUGGUGACAGGAAGUUUGUAUGGAAAAUUGUAUCAUACACGCAAUGUUCGAGAACUUGCGGAGGUGGUCUUCAAAUUGGAAAGUUUAAAUGUGUUGAGCUUGAUGGUAAAGAAGAUCGUGAAGUGUCCCCAGCUCAUUGCACCGGAACGCCACCUGCAUCUAGACGUAGACGGUGUGGAGUGGCUCCUUGUCCCCCUAGAUGGAGAGCUGCUGCGUGGGGACCAUGUCCAGUGUGUGGUCCGGCUCAUCGUACUAGAAUAGUUGGAUGUGUCCAAGACCAUGCUCGAGGUAUUACUAAGAUAAGUGACCAAAAAUGUCCGCUACCUAUGCCGCCAAGUGAAGAAGCUUGUGAAAUUCCUAACUGUGAUGGAAAACCUGCCUCAGAAGUCUCGCCACGACUUGAUGCAAGACGACAAGUUCGUCCAAAUGAUCGAGUUGACACAUUCCGUGAAGGUCCUGUAAUAUCCCUUGCUUCUAACGUAUCGGAUAAUGAAAUUAACCUCACACAUGAACCCAAGUACAGCUUCACUGCUGCUGGAGGUUGGCUCUAUACGGAAUGGUCUGAGUGCGUAGGCUGGUGUUUAGGAGGUGGAGUACAGUCUCGUGCAGUUCGCUGCGCAGAACCUGACGGCUGUGCAGCUCACCGAGCUCCUCAUAUUUCUCAAACAUGCUCCUUAAGGAAACAGUGUGAUGCGCAAUGGUUUACUGGUGACUGGUCAGCAUGCUCAGCGGCUUGUGGUGGACGACAGGUUAGAGGAGUGAUUUGCAUCGGUGGAAACGGCAGACGGCUGCGUGAUAACUUGUGUAAAACGACCAAACCUGAAUCAGAACGAGCGUGUGGAGGAAAUUGUGCUCCUUCUUGGUAUCUCAGUGAUUGGGGAGAGUGCACCGGUCCAUGUGAAGCUGGUAUCCAAACGCGCACGGUGUGGUGCGCGCGCGGCGGCGAGGAGGGCGCGGGCGGGGCGGCCCGGGACGCGGACUGCGCGAGCGUGCGCCCGCCCGCGCGCCGCUCGUGCGUGCCCGCGCGCUGCACCACGCGACCGGUCGUCAAGCCUGCCAUUAGCGUUGUGGCUACAGAUCCGCAACAACGUGUAACGCGACACCAAAGCCAAAACACACAGAACGUCAGAGAACGUUCAUUUAGCAAAGGGGCAUGCGCGGACAAGCUCAGCAACUGCGCGCUAGCGGUGCAGGCGCGUCUCUGCCACUACCACUAUUAUGGCGAUAACUGCUGCCAUUCUUGCCACGGUCGGUAAACGGCAAUCAACCACGGUAAUGUUAGAAGCAAAGGAGUUACGACUCAUAGUAUUGUGAUACAAAUGAACUUAAAGUGAACAUACCGACAUGCAUACAAAUAAUAACGUAUGUAUGUGUAAAGUUGUUCACUUUCAGUAAUUAAAUAAAAAUGUAAUUAACUACAUUUAAAAUAGCUUUUUAACUCAAAACUUAUUAAUUAUAAGAAGUUUCACUAUACAUAAGGCUAAUGAACUUUUCCUCUUAUCAAUUUAAAAGUAAAAAAUAAUAUAUUACAAUAUAUAUAAAUCUAUUUUUAUCAAUAAUAAUAAAUAGAAGUUCAUUUGUCAAGUAACGUUUGUAUUUCUAUAAGUUAGGAAUUAAUUUUAUGAUCUCCAGAAUAUAGACGUAAUAUGGUGUUUGCCUCUCGUGACACGAAUCUUUAGUAAUAAUCUGGUGAUAGGGCUUUGAGUAAGCCCAUCCGGGUAGGUAUCACCCACACCUAUAUUCUACCGGAAAACAGCAAUACUUAGUAUUGUUCUGUUUGGGUUAGUAGGGGGAGCCACUUUGCGCAAACGACAUAACAUUUUAGUGGUCAAGGUUGGUGGCUAUAAUAUAAAGGAUAGUUUCUUACAGUACCGAUGUCUGAGAGCGGUGUUGAGACCUUACUUCUUACUACUAUACCUACCGGUUUCCAUUAAUUAAUUAAAUAAAAAUAAUAAACAACUUAUGUCACUAAAGGUAAAUACCAUUGAAAGAGAAUGUAAUACAUGAAAAUAUAUCAUAUUUAUAUAACAUUAAAGCAUAUUAUUCCUUAUUCACAAUUGUAUAAGCUUGCCUCUGUCAUUUUUCUGAGUUCUGAAAUAUAUUAAUUAUGAGAUUUCUACAAAUGUAUUAUAAAAUAUAUUUAGUUAACCAUUCAAACUAUAUCAUAGAUUAGUCAUUAAAUUUAAUAUACGAUUUAGUUUAGGGUUUUAUAGUAUUCAUUAUAAAUUAAAAGAUAAUGUUUCUAAAUGUAAUUAAGGAACAAUAACAUUGUGUUCAUUAUUUAUUGAUUCUGAAUGUGUGAACAAAGAAAUGGACGCUUAAGGCGGCGCCACACACGAUUAAUUGUAUCGUUAAGUGACAAUCAAAUGUCGCCAAGGUUAAAAUAGCAGAAAUGAAUGCAUACUAUACAUAAACAGAUGUUAUAAUCAGUUUUAUAUACCGAUCGAUCAUAUUCUUAAUUUAAAAUAUACAAUUAAAAAAAAAACAAUUCUCAACCUAUUGUCUACGUGUGGAGCUGUUCUUAUAGCAAAUUUCAUGUAAAUAUUUACAUUAUUUUGUAUAGCGCAUUUAUUUACCGGCUGUAAGUAUUUAUGUUAUAGGUAACAAACACAAUAAUUUAUACCGUACCAUCACAACUAUGUUUAUUUUUAAAUUGGUUUUGCUAAUGUAACGGCAUUUCUGUCUGUACUAAUAACACGUAUAACAACGUACAAAAAUAUUAAGCUUUAAACACCGAA
Vanessa tameamea is the source of this 4134-nucleotide messenger RNA. Its product is annotated as thrombospondin type-1 domain-containing protein 4-like. The record is from RefSeq and is a predicted model, not a curated record. Bases 190 to 2652 code for a protein of 820 amino acids. Gene Ontology annotation, cellular component: extracellular matrix. The transcript has 16 exons. Gene Ontology annotation, biological process: extracellular matrix organization; proteolysis. Gene Ontology annotation, molecular function: metalloendopeptidase activity. Lineage: Eukaryota; Metazoa; Arthropoda; Insecta; Lepidoptera; Nymphalidae.